Molecule: messenger RNA, 1627 nt
Organism: Odontomachus brunneus
Lineage: Eukaryota; Metazoa; Arthropoda; Insecta; Hymenoptera; Formicidae
Exons: 7
Coding region: 317-1534 (405 amino acids)
Source: RefSeq, a predicted model, not a curated record
CUGGCUGCGAGAGCCAUGAUACGGCCAUGAGGGGUUUUUGUCUUCUCUAUUUACUUUGUUUUCCGUCUCGGCCUAACUGCCGUCACGAUAAGACGUGUUCGAGUAAGUUCGAACCUUGUGAUUUUUGGAACGUUGCUUAAGACCUUCCUAGGCCUUAUUCUAUUCAUUAUAAGGAUUGGAGAAUAGCGUAUGGGGAUAACCUUUUCCCCCGGAGCCAUUACAGAACAGAACAGAUUACUUUGUUUUCCAUCUAAUGUCUCUAGUAUAUAGAAUAUCCAAUUAUAUAUAAAGAUCGAAGAGUGAUAUCGAUACUUCAAUGUUCUCAAGUAAAGCACAGUUAAUAAAACGUACUGGAAAGAAUGGUGUUGGACGUUAUGAUUUUUUGAAGCUCUUAGCUACUGAAUAUCAAGUAACUAAAUCUAAAGACGCGAAAGAGCAAGUGCUGGCAAAUCUGGCAAACUUCGCUUAUGAUCCUAUAAACUACGGAUAUAUAAGACAGUUGUCCAUAAUUGAUUUGUUUCUUUCUGCUUUGUCUGAAGACAAUCUAAGAUUAGUACGUUUUGCCAUUGGUGGUAUUUGCAACUUGUGUGUAGAUGCUAUUAAUAAGAUAUAUAUUCUACGUAAUCGAGGUGUCGAAUUGGUAUCAUCACUGCUUUCCUCCCAAGAUGAAGAUGUUGUGCUCUCAGCAAUUGCUACUUUGAUGUUUUUGAUUACAUCUGAAUCAAAAAACGAAAUAACAUCAGCUGAUGUAACGAAACAUAUCUUAGAACAUUCCUGCAGCUCAAAUACCCUAAGGUUGAUUGCUGACACAACCAUGAAUGAUCUGAGAGAAGGAGACCAAGUGUCAAUUUUCAAAGUGAUAACAAAUGACGACAUACUCAAGUUUGCUGAAUUGACAGGUGAUUAUAAUCCAAUACAUGUUGAAUCAGCAAAAAACAUUGCGCAUGGUGCUUUACUCAAUGGCUUAGUGUCAGGAAUAAUAGGUACAAAGUUACCUGGUCCAGGUACUAUAGUUAUUGAGCAAAAUCUUACGUUUCCUAAGCCAUGUUAUGCCGGCGACACAGUGGAAGUUACAGUAAAAAUUGUGUCUGCAAAAAUGUUCCUGAUAUCAGUGAUGGUGGUCCUAUGCGUAUCGUAUUCUUAUACAGAAGGAAACAAUGUUUCAAGUACAGUUAGCUCAUCGACAAACUCGAGUGAACCGAUCGGUUGUGUUUGUGCUGUAUUUUUAAGUGGACAGUUUAAAAAAGGCAGCAAGGAGCAGCCCAAAGGAUAUCCCGCACUGCUCCAUGAGCAUCCGGAUUCAUUUCUAUGCAACGCUGUCGGGAAUAAGCUCUGCACUAACAAAUGUCUCGACGUUAUAGUAAGAUAUUUGCCGAACAGCGCUGCAACUCUCUGCGCUUCUAUUGAACGUGACUGCUACAAAGAAAGGGCCUAUCUCUUCAUCAAGAAUUGCAAGGACGAGUGGAUGAAUACAAAUCUUUCCGCGGGCAGAGAAUACUGCUGUAAAGACAGCCUGCCGUAUAAAUGUCGCUGAGAGUGAAACUUACGACGACGUUUUUGUACGAUGACUCUAAUUUAUAAAUUAUAGACGACUUAAGUGACAUUUAAUAAAUACACCGAUUCGACA